AUGGGCCGUUCGCGGAAAGAGCGCAGCGUCUCCCCGAUUCCCGCUGCUUCCCGCCUCUCCCCCUCCGCCGAUGCUUCCCGUGCGAAAGCGCGCCAGCACGACCCCAAGGCGCUUGCGCACGCGGCCCUGGCGGCGGUGACUACCGGCAGCGCUGGCGGCGCCAGCGGAAACUCCACCGCAAGGCACGGCGGCAGGGAGCGGGGAGACGCGCUGCGAGUGCAGAGCGGGAGCGAGCACCUCCGCGUGAACUCUCACGGCGUGAACAGAAGCCGCGUGGUGCCGGUUAACGCGUCGAUGAAUACGAGCGACUCGCCGGGCGCGCAUAACGGCUCCGCCUGCGCGGCGGAAGUCGUGGGCGGACGAUCAGGCGGCGGAGCACAAGAGGCGGAAGGAGAGUGUCGGCCGCGCGCGGCAGGAGGCACCACUGCUGGCGGAACCAGGACCGCCGAAACCUUGGACGGAGGCGGUGAUGGCGCAAGACCGAUCGCCCCAGGGAACGGGCUUGGGGCGGAGUUGGGCGUAGAAAUGGGGGAGGCGGCGGGCGGGGCGUUGGGUUUUUCCGCGGCCGGGCGGAACGCGGGAGGCAACAGUGCUGCGCAAGAUAGCGCGAACUUCCCGCCCGAGGAAGCGGCUGCAGGCGGAAUGGGCGCAGCAGCGGCUCCUGCGGGGACCGCGCGGAAGAGCAGCAGCGCCGGCUCUACGAUCAGCGGCGGAAACUCCGCGCGAGUGAGGCGCAGCCACGACAAGAAAGGGGUAUCUGCCACGUCAUCAGGCGGCUCGACGAGCAACCCGUCUCUCCGUGGAGGCGAGAGCAGGAGUCGAGCCGCCAAGGGACACGUACACGUCGCCUCCAGCGGCCACGUCGCCGGGGAUGGCGGCGGGGAUGGCGGCGGAAGUGGCGGAGGCAGCGGCUGCUCAAGCCCGCUGACUGCGAGCGCGCUUGCGAGGCUUCCCGGCGGCGAUGUAAAGCGCGGCUCGUCGUCGCGGCAGCAGAAGCAGUCGCGUCUGCUACAGGAGGUGGAGGAGUGGCUCCAGUCCGCCUCCCCCGCCACCCCCGCGGAGGCGGAAGCCGCCGCCGCCGCCGCUGCGGCGGCCAUGGCGGCGAGCCGGGAAGGGGAGUGGCGGAAGCAGGAGGCGCGGGAGGCGGGGGAGGGGAGCAGGGAUGGGGGGAAGGAACGGCAGGGGCGGGGUAGCGAGCGAGCGAGAGAGAGGGCAGGGGGGACGGAGUACGGAUCACGUGCGAAAGAGAAGGGAAAGGAGAGGGAGAGGGGUAAAGAGCGAGUGAGGGAGCGAGUACGGGAGGAGAGAGGGGACGAGGGGAGAGGAGGGAGAGAGAAGGAGAGGGAACGAGAGGAGAGGGGAGUGGUUGCGGCGGCGGCAGGGAGGAACAGCUUGGCAGAGAACAAGAAUGGCAAUGGGAGAGGCAACGGCAAGGGGAGCAACCAUGAGAGUGGCAGUGGCUGCAGUAGCAACAGCAACAACCACAGCCACAGCCACAGCCAGCCUGCGCAACAACUGAUGCAAUCAGCGCAGACAGCGCAGCCAGGGCAAGGGGGGGCGGAAACCGCAGGUGGAUUGGGGGAGGCGGGGAAGGAAGGGGGGAAGAAUGGCGGAGCGGGAGCUGGCGAUGGCGCGGUGGGUGGCGGCAUUUGGCAGCUUGUGCGGGAGGACGGGCAGGAGCACAGCCCGGUGUCGACACUGGACUUCAGUCAGGCUGCUCGGCCGGGUGGAGAGGCAGAGCCCGAGGGGCGAGAAGUGCCGACUAUACCGCCCGUGUCCGCCUCUGUGUCGUCCGUGCGGCCAUCCAAGAUCGUGGUGCUGCCAGGAGACAUGAUGCCCCGGGUGCGGCCUUCCAAGGAGGACGGACCACCGCAUCCGCAUGCACUUGCUGAUGAUCCCUCCUCCUCCUCCGGCAGCACCGGGGCUGGUGGUGCAGCAGUCAGCUGCUCGGACCAACCGGGGCACGGAACACCGGGCAUGGGCUCUGGAAUUACCAUGGGCGCGAGUGGAGGCGCAUGCAUGCAGUCAGGCGCUCCCAUGCACGCGAACAGCACGAUGGGGGGCAUGGGAGGAAUGGGAGGAAUGGGAGGAACGGUGGCCAUUGGAGGCAUGGAUGCAGAGGGCAUGGAGCAAGAUCUAGACUAUGUGCGUCACAUCCUCAUAGCAGCUGGCUUUGCUGGUCCUCGCCUCCCCCCGCUCCACUCCCAAGACCGCCCCAUCCCGCCGCACAUCUUCCCUCACUUGGAAUCCAGCAUCGUUGCUGCUGCGUCCCCUCGGCCGCUGCCGUCUUCAGCAUUCCCCCCCGGAAGCACACAGGCGGAGGCGGAGCAUGCGAAGAGAGCGGAGGAGCGACGGCAGCGGCGACUGCUAUUUGACGCUGUGAAUGAGGCACUGGGCAGACGGCUCGGGCCUUAUGUGGAGCUUCCGGUCUGGGCGGAGGGGUUACGGGAGCCGCUGGUGCGGCCGCGGCCGGUGGGGCUGGCGCUGCUGCAGGAGGUGUGGGGGGAGAUCCACGACUGGCCUGUGGCGGCGUCGGAAGAGGUUUAUGAUAUUCUGGAUGAUGCGGCGAGGAGGGAUAUGGGGCGGGGUGUGGAUCGAUGGGUGGAUGUAAUUGAGGAGAUUGUGGGGGUGGUGAGGGAGGUGGAGGAAGCUGUGACGAUGCAGUUGAUUGGUGAGGUGGUUGGGGAGAUGACGGAUGUUGAGAGGCAGAGGAAGGCUCGGCGAAGGACUGCUUCUGCUGGCGGUGGCCCGUCAGGUGGUAGUGGUUCUGCGCCUGCUACCCCAACAAGGAGGCUUCUGAGGUCUAGUAGUGGGGGAGGGCUGUCGGUGCAGGAGUUGGUGGGAGGAAAGAAUGGAAACCCUUUAAAGGGAUUCCGGUGGCUGGGAAGAAGAGGGCUUUAG
Closterium sp. Yama58-4 is the source of this 2901-nucleotide messenger RNA. The record is from the annotation of a GenBank genome assembly. Lineage: Eukaryota; Viridiplantae; Streptophyta; Zygnematophyceae; Desmidiales; Closteriaceae.